UCUUGAAGACUGUAUCGCGGAGUGGUUUGGAGGUUUCACACAGUUCCUUAGUAAAGGGCGUUGGGAAUGGUGUGAGUUAUAACGUUACUACUUUUUUCUGAGUGUACGGACUGACAGAGGACUCCCACUUACACAACGAUCCUGGUUCUUCGCUCAUAAUGGAUUUGAAGAAUAUCUUGAUCAUAUUUGGGUUGUGUCUCUGUUUCCACGUUUCUCAGGGAAAAGUACAAUUUGAAGAUCUUUUCCAAUUCGGCGUCACCUCUUUUGAAGAUGUCGUUGAUAUGAAAGCUGAACGUUUCGAAAAGCUUGAGAAAAACGUCUCUCUGCAUCGUUGCAAGUACGCAUGCGUAGACAACACUUCAUGCCAUGGGGCUGUCUUCAGUGAGAUCAACUCUGACGGGUGUUUCCCGACAAACUGCACCCACUUCUACUCCCGGGGAUUGCACGGGGAAUGUCAUCUCCUCACAUUUAAAGACGAUGCUGACGUAAUUGACUUUGCUGAGGAACUUACAGGGAAAAGGCGUUAUUAUUUCUUGAACCUUCCCACUAUGUGUCGUCCGAUACCUAUACCCCAGACGAAGAUGGAGCGGGGAUUCACAGCCCCCGAAGUGUACAACGUCGCCCGUGACAAGGAGAACAACGCCUGCUACAUUUUCAAAUACCGCUGUCGCCACAACUCCACUGCUGUCGGUGGCAACGUUGAGGCCAGGUGCUGUGACAACGGCACCCGAACUCCCGUCACUCUCCAGUGCCAAGAAAACAAGCAAGCAUGACAACUCCGUUCAACAGGCAACGAAAACGUAGAAUCUUCGAUCUGGAUCUAGAAUGUAUUUAGGCUUUGAGUUCGUUUGAUUUACAAAUGUGGGGAAACAAAUUUAAACUUAUAAGAAUAUUUUUUUCAGUUAUUAAAGAAAGUAUCCUUU
Messenger RNA from Haliotis rufescens (red abalone), 923 nucleotides. RefSeq lists its product as uncharacterized. Lineage: Eukaryota; Metazoa; Mollusca; Gastropoda; Lepetellida; Haliotidae. The coding region runs from base 159 to 773 and encodes 204 amino acids. The record is from RefSeq and is a predicted model, not a curated record. The transcript is spliced from 3 exons.